AUGGAAAAGUUGUGCAACAAUAUUCAUCCAUAUUUGCUUACAACAUUGAGCAAAUUUGUGCAGGAAUGGCCAUUAAAGAGUAAACUUGACCCAAAGAUCUAUGGUCCCUCAGAGUCUAUGAUAACUACACAGCUAAUAGAGGUUCAAAUUGGAGGAGGACUUAAAGUCCAUGAGUGUCAUAUAUACGACCAUAAUCAGGCCAUAAAUCAAAGGAAGUUGUUCAUCCUAGAUUACCAUGAUCUCUUGCUACCAUUUGUAAGCAAAGUAAGAGAAAUUGAAGGAACAGCAUUAUAUGGAUCAAGAACAUUGUUCUUCCUAACCCCAGAGGGCAGAUUAAAGCCACUAGCUAUUGAACUGACUCGCCCGCCGAUGGAUGGGAAGCCUCAAUGGAAGCAACUCAGUGUAAUGCAUCCGAUUUUCCGACUUUUACGACCUCAUUUCCGCCACACAAUGGAGAUCAAUGCUCUUUCUCGAGAAUAUCUAAUCAAUGCUGGUAGUACCAUCGAGUCCUCAUUCUCACCUGGGAAGUAUUCUAUGGAGAUUUGCUCUGCUGCCUAUGAUCAACUAUGGCGGUUCGACCAUGAGGCACUACCCAAUGACCUAAUCAGCAGAGGGAUGGCUGUUGAAGAUCUAACAGCUCCUCAUGGCCUAGAACUUACAAUUAAAGACUACCCUUUUGCCAAUGAUGGCUUAAUCUUAUGGGAUGCCAUCAAACAAUGGGUUAGUGACUAUGUUCAUCACUACUAUCCGGCUCCGAACCUCGUAGCGUGUGACGAAGAGCUCCAAGCAUGGUGGACUGAAAUUCGGACAGUUGGCCAUGCUGACAAGAAAGACGAACCAUGGUGGCCGGAACUGAAAACCCCACAUAACCUUAUUGAUAUCCUCACAACUAUCAUAUGGGUGGUCUCAGGUCACCAUGCCGCGGUGAACUUCGGACAAUAUACAUAUGCUGGCUACUUUCCUAUCAGGCCUACUAUUGCUAGAAUAAAAAUGCCUACUGAAGACCCUACAGAUGAAGAUUGGGAACGUUUCUUGGAAAAUCCUGAAGCUGUACUUAUGGAAACAUACCCUUCAAAACUUCAGGCAACAACAGUAAUGGCUGCUUUGUAUUUGUUGUCAUACCAUUCUCCUCAUGAAGAAUAUAUUGGGGAACGUAUAGAAGCAGCAUGGGCUGAUGAUCCAAUUAUAAAGACAGCUUUUGAAGAGUUCAGUGGAAGGUUGAAGGAGUUGGAAAAAAUAAUCAAUGAAAGGAAUGCUAACACAGAAUUGAAGAACAGAAAUGGAGCUGGUAUUGUGCCAUAUGAGCUCUUGAAACCUUUUUCUAAGCCAGGGGUCACUGGGCAGGGUGUUCCCUAUAGUAUCUCCAUUUGA
Dovyalis caffra is the source of this 1371-nucleotide messenger RNA. Lineage: Eukaryota; Viridiplantae; Streptophyta; Magnoliopsida; Malpighiales; Salicaceae. The record is from the annotation of a GenBank genome assembly.